Molecule: messenger RNA, 4442 nt
Organism: Moneuplotes crassus
Lineage: Eukaryota; Ciliophora; Spirotrichea; Euplotida; Euplotidae
Source: the annotation of a GenBank genome assembly
AUAUUAUUCAUUUCAAAGAUGAAAUAUAAAAUCUUGUGACUCUUGCUCCUCAUUCUGGUAGCAUACUGCCAGAAUGGAGAGCAAAAAAUUGAAGGUAGGCAUUUUAACAAUUUCCUUGGCCACAACAACAGGGCCAUUAAGCAUCCAGAAGCUUUCGCAUUUAACUUGGGAUUAGCACAAAAAGCUUCCUCAUCAAGUUCAAAUGACGGCAAAGAUGAUCCCUCUACUCAUAAGAAGGAUGACAAUUCAUCUCCUGAGAAGCUACUAAGCUCCCCAGUGUUCUCAGAGUACUAUCACAACAUCUCAUACCCAUCAUGGCAAUGGGUAGAUUGGACGAGAGAAGGACUCUUGAUAUCUCUGACGACCGACAAGCCUGUGUACCAACCAGGAGACACACUCGAAGCGAGGGUUUACUUCUUUAAUUACACUGACAAAUCACCUAUCGCUUGCGAUCACUUUGCACUCAACUACGACAUCCUUGACUCAAAUGACAAUGUUGUUCACUCCAAGAAAGGAAACUUUGGAAAUACUUGUGAUGGAAUCGGAGAAAUCUUUAAGUACGAAAUUCCUGCUGAAAUGAAAGGAGGUGUAUACUACAUCAAGGCUAAUGACUACUCCUCCCCAGCCUCAAUUGUUAAGUUCAGAGUGAGGGAAUAUCACCAGAAAUCUCUUGUCUCAUUUGACUACUCCCAAGAAAGCUAUAGUCCAGGAGAAGAUGCUGAAGGGAAACUAACAGUAAGAAGUACAAAUGUCCAGAAAAUUCCUAAGGGAGCUACAUUUAGCGUAAAAACUGCAGCUGGAGAGACUAAGAAUGAUAUUGCUAUUGAUGAGAAUGGAUCUGGAUACUUCUCAAUCCACAUCCCUGAAGACUGGAGUGAGCCCACCAUGUUCAUAAGCUUCACUCUCCAUCUUGGUGAAAAGGAAUCUACCAAGACUGAUAUUCUCACGAUAAUCCAGAAAGAUACAGUCUAUAUUGAAUUUAUUGCUCAAAGUGGGCCUCUAGUACCAGGAACUUGCCAGAAGAUUUACUUUGAAGCUUUCGCUGACGACAGCAGAGCUGAGCAUGUCAACAUCAUGAACUCCAACAUCUACAAGAACUCCAAAACUGAGACUGAAGAAGUUGCGGUCCCACUCAUAUCUUCUAAGUACCAUGGAAGAGGGGAUUUUGAACUUUGUACUGAAAAAGAUGCGACUUAUGCCUUAAGAUACAAAGGUGUCGACCACGUGCUAAACCCUAAAGAGUACAAUGAAGCCUUUAACUACAAAAAGAUUGAACCUAAAUCUCAAGUUGCAAUGACUCUGAUGAAUCCAGUGAUGGAAAACAAUGAAGAUUUGAGCCUCACCAUCCAAAAUGCUGAUUCUGACAAAACAGCAAACCUGAUGCUCUCGGUUUACAACAAGAAAAUCCUACUCUACAGCCAGAAAGUAUCUGUCGGAGCUUCUGAACUUAAAGUAACCAUCCCAAGCUCUGAGAUAGAUCUUCCAAACGGUGGAGUGGUAUCUAUCAGCCUGUAUGAACUAAAGGAGAAGGAGGAAAAGAAAGAUGAGCAGCAAAGAAUCUACUAUCAUCCUCAAGAAUUCCCAUAUAUCACAGUAUCAGAUACCCUGGCCUUCAUCCUCCCCUGUAAAACUCUUGAAAUCAGAGUCCAAACUGACAAGGAAUCCUACUCUACCGGUGAAGAAGUGAAUUACGAAAUCACCGUUCAUGAUCCAACUACUGGGGCCCAAGUUGAUGAAGAUGUCUAUGUUGACUUGAGUGUCACAGACCUGACUCCAUUCCUUGAAAUUGAGAACAAGAGGCAGCCUGCCUCCUUAGUGGCUUCUGUAUAUCUCCAAAAAGAGGUCAAUAUAACUAAGGAAUAUGAAUUCCUGAAUGCGAAUGAGUACCUGAACUACCUCUACACCGGAGACAGUUCUGAUAGCGACGAAGCCAAGGAGAAGAUCGAGCUCCUCCUCGGGACUCAGAAAUGGAGACUUUACAAAUUAGAUCCUAGCAUCAAGAAUGAGGCAACCCUUGACCAAAGCUAUGACCUCAAUAACCUGUAUCUGAACAAUAGAGGACCAGAGAUUGUCUUGAUGGAUAUGCAAAUGGAAAUGAUGCCAAUGAUGGCUAGGAAUGCACCAAUGCCAGUCAUGUAUAAAGCUAAUAUUGAAGAAGCUCCUCCUGCUUUAGAGAUUACUGAGGAAGAGGCUCCUGGAUCAGCAGGCUCUGAUGAUGAAGAUACAAGCGAUGGUGAAGAUACUAAUGAUGACAUUACUGCUGAAAGAGUUAACUUCAAGCAAACACAACUUUAUAGUCAAUUCGUGUUAGCAGAAAAAGGACAAUAUAAGGGAUCUUUUAAGCUAGGCGACCUUAUCACCAAAUUCAGGUUUGAUGUAAACACUGUAUCCAAGAAGGGAGUGUACGGAAUGCAUCAGUCAUACUUCAACGUCUUCAAUGAUUUCUAUGUUGAAUCAAACAUCCCAUUCUUCUUCACUAACCUUGACAAGAUUGAAGUGCCACUGAUUGUGCACAACGGGAAGGACACUGAUCUCCAAGUUGACUUAUCUGUUGCUACUUCUAACAGAAUAAACGCUUUGGAGUACUCUCUGUCUGAAGACAACACUAUCGUCCCAAAGAACUCUGUAAAGAAGGUAAUCAUCACCUUCAAAGCCAGAGCGAUUGCUGAAGAUGAAUUCAAAGUAAGAAUCACUGCGAAAGCAGGAUCAGACAUCUCAGACAGCUUCAUUUCAACAACAAGAGUUAUUGGAAGAGGCUUCCCCGUGACUAAAUCCCAGAGCGGAUUCGUUGGUAAGGUCGGGGAUGAAUUCAAGAAAGAUUCUGAGCUCGAGUUCAAUCUCCCUAGUACCUUCGAAGCAGGUUCACUGGAACUCCAAGCAAAGUUGUAUACUAGCCAGAUCGGAAAUAUCCUAGAUGCUUUAGAAAAACUGAUCAGAGAUCCCCAUGGGUGAUUUGAGCAGACCUCUUCAACUACAUAUCCUCUCGUAAUGGCUUUGCUCUUGAUGGAGGCUAUGCCUGAGAAGAACGAUAGAGUAACCAAGAUGAUCAUCGAUAGCAAGCAAAAACUCUCAGAUGGCUACCAAAAAUUGACCACAUUCGAAACAGAUACUGGUGGUUACGAAUGGUUCGGAGAAUCUCCUGGUCACGAAGCCCUUACCGCUUAUGGUCUUAUGCAAUUCAACGAGAUGAAGCAAGUCUUAGGAGAAGUCGACCAAGGAAUGAUCGAUCGGACUACUGACUGGAUUCUAAGCAAAAGAGAUGGCAAAGGAGGCUUCAAUAUGAACUCUCACGGACUCGACUCGUUUGGCAGUCCCCCACCAGACCUUUCUGAUGCUUACAUCUUGUGGGUCUUGACUAGCAUUGGUAAGGAUAUUGAUUUGGAAAAGGAGAUUAAGAAAAAUAUUGAAAAGGCUAAGGCCCAAGGAGACUCUUACCUCAACGCUUUGGUGGCAAACAUUUUAUAUAAUGUGAACAGAAUUGAAGAAGCCAACCAAUUUUCGAAAAUGCUUAAAGAGAGCCAGGAUAAAGAGACUGGUGAGGUCCAAAGAAAAGAAACUAGUAUUACUCGUUCAUCAGGAAAAAGCCUUAACAUUGAGACUACUGCCCUUGCCACUCUUGCAUGGAUGAAGGAUCCAUCCGGACAAUUUUCAGAUUCGACAGAACUCGGCGUGAAGUAUAUUGUUGGAAAUGUCCAAGAUGGCAAGUAUGGAUCAACCCAAGGCACAAUCCUAUCCCUAAAAGUUCUUAUCGAGUUUCUUAAAAACUCUAAACUCGAAGGAAGUGGCACUUUUGAAAUAUUUGUCGACGGAAACAGCGUUCAAAGCAUUGACUUCAGUAAAGAAGAUGAUACUCAGACUAUCGAGUUCAAUGAGAGCUUGCUAACCCACCUCCAAACUAACUUAGCCGCAUUCAAAAAGCAAUCUGACCAUAAGAUAAAAAUCGUACUGAAAAAUUUCAACGGGAAUGAAGAAAAAUUCAGACUGUCGUACUCGAUCCAAGCUACAUACAAAGAUUUGACCCCAAAAUCAAAUCCAGACUCAGACCUUAAAUUCUCUGUUGAGACUUCAACCGUGCUUGACACCGCAAAAGUUGGUGACAUUAGCACCUACAAUGUCAGACUCCAGAACAAGGAUCAAGAUAAUGGUAAAGGAAUGACAUUAGCAAUCGUCAGGAUUCCUAGCUGCCAAGAAAUUGACUACAACUCAUUGGAAAGACUUCAAAACGAAAACAAGAUUUCCUACUUCGAAGUAUUCAAUGGCAACUCAGAAGUCGUCCUAUACUGGAGAAGUCUCCAGCCAGGGGAUGUGAAGGAGGUCAGCUUGUCAAUGACUCAAUCUUACAACUCAGAUUUGUGCAUCACAAGACCUAGUAAGGCAUAUCUCUACUAUGAUGAAGAUGGAUCUCAAGUAUGGACUGAGUAAAUCAUAAAAUUCAACCUGAU